UUGCUGUCUCUCGAAGUAGUUCAACUUGAACUUCACGGCACGACUUGAAAAAAAUGUCAUCAAAUCGAUUUUUAAUAGUUUUGAUAAUUAUUUUUUUUUACUUUUCCCAUCACGUUUUAACAAACAAAGAGGGAAUGUAUUUGAUUGUUGCACCUGGAACAGUGCGAUCGGAUUCUAUUAUGCAUAUGUCAAUUGCGUUAAACAAUUUUCGAAAUUCCUGCUGGUUUAAUAUAUCUUUGAAAAGCUCCGAAAACAUCAGAAACGGUCACAUCGAACGUUUACAUGGAUUUCAAUUGGUUGAAGUUCUUCCGAAUUCAGUGAAAUUGGUCGAACUCCAAGUGUCUUCUUUGUAUGGUAAACGCGGAAAGUUAGAAAUUUCUGGUUAUCGUGGAAUUCAGAGCAGGGAUUCAGCUCAUAUUAACUUCGAACAUAAUUCCUAUUCGGUUUUCAUUCAAACCAACAAACCCAAAUAUAAGCCAGGUGAAUCGGUCAAAUUUCGUGUGAUUUGUAUUGAUCAUUUAACACGACCAGCUCAAAUAAUUGAUCAGAAGAUAUUUGUUUUGAUUUAUGAUAGCCAAGAUUAUCUGAUGAAGCAUAUCGCCGAUGUGAAAUUAGUGAAAGGCGUUUUUAAGGGUGAAUUUCAAAUUUCUGAUUCGCCAGUGUUGGGCGAUUGGAAGAUUAAAGUCGAGAUUGGUGGAGAUGCUGCGGCAGAGAAAAGUUUUCAAGUUGCAAAAUAUGUGCUACCGAUAUUUUCGGUGAGAAUAUUAACUAAAUCAAAUGUUGCUUACGCUGAGAAUAAGAUAGCUGUAGCGAUAAGUGCUAGGUGA
Molecule: messenger RNA, 827 nt
Organism: Episyrphus balteatus (marmalade hoverfly)
Lineage: Eukaryota; Metazoa; Arthropoda; Insecta; Diptera; Syrphidae
Product: thioester-containing protein 1 allele R1-like
Exons: 3
Coding region: 54-827 (257 amino acids)
Molecular function (GO): endopeptidase inhibitor activity
Source: RefSeq, a predicted model, not a curated record